AUGGACAUCCCUUCCUGUUUCUGUGUGGGAGCUGCAGCCAUGUUCUUCCUCACGGUGCUCCGGAGGUUUAAAGAGGGGAACUGGACCUUCGGGGCCCUCGUAGGGGCCCUCGUCGGGACCCUCGUCGGGACCACUCUGUGCCUCGCUGCACCACCGCUGGACUGUGGGACGGCCCUGCUCGGCUGCAGCUUGGUCCUGAUUGGCUGCAGCUUGGUCCUGAUGUGCGAGCCGGAGAGAAGUGUGGAGCAGCUGCAGAGCAGAGCGGUGCUGAUCACAGGCUGUGAUUCGGGCUUCGGCCUGGCGCUGGCGUCCCGGCUCAGCGAGGCCGGGCUGAAGGUGUUCGCCGGCGUGCUGGAUGAGAACGGACCCGGGGCCCGCCGGCUCCGAGAGCGAGGAUCCCAAAACCUGCAGGUGCUGCAGCUGGACGUGACCGACGACAGCCAGAUAGAGACGGCACGCAGACACGUCUGCUCGCAGCUCCACAACACAGGUCUGUGGGGUUUGGUGAAUAAUGCCGGUGUGCUCCACUGUCCGGCCGACGCCGAGCUCCAUCCGAUGGCGGCGUACCGACUCUGCGUUGACGUCAACUUCCUGUCAGCGGUGAAGAUGAGUCAGGUCUUCCUCCCACUGCUGAGACGAUCCAGAGGACGCAUAGUCAACAUGUCCAGCAUGGCAGGUGAGGUGGCGAUGCCGAUGCUGGCGGCGUACGGAGCCUCUAAGGCGGCUCUCAGUGUGUUCUCCAGAGUGAUGAGGCUCGAGCUGACGGCAUGGGGCGUCACCGUGGUAACCAUCCAACCAGCAGGAUUCAGAACCAAUAUCUUUGGGAACAGCGUCGACGCUGCUCGCUACAGAGACGAGAUCGUGUCAGCCGCGUCCUCCGAAGCCAGAGAGGAUUAUGGGAUGGCUUACAUCUCGUCCCUGCCCGGCCGGCUGUCCCAGAUGUCCCGGCAGUCUGCGGAGGAUCUGUCUCCGGUGGUGCACGCCGUGCGCCACGCUCUGCUGGCAGCGCGGCCCAAAGCGCUGUACACCCCCGGCAGGAUGGGAUGGUUCCUCCCGUUCCUCCAGCGCUGCUGCCCCGGCCGCAUGUUCGACGCCGUGAUCAUGGCGCUCGCCGGACACUCGGACUGCAAACCUGCUGCUCUCCACGGGAGCUGAGGCUCAUGGGAACAA
This is a messenger RNA of Perca flavescens (yellow perch), 1170 nucleotides long. RefSeq names its product hydroxysteroid (17-beta) dehydrogenase 2 (gene hsd17b2). Gene Ontology annotation, biological process: steroid metabolic process. The record is from RefSeq and is a predicted model, not a curated record. Gene Ontology annotation, cellular component: intracellular membrane-bounded organelle. Gene Ontology annotation, molecular function: oxidoreductase activity. NCBI's taxonomy places the organism in Eukaryota, Metazoa, Chordata, Actinopteri, Perciformes, Percidae. Bases 1 to 1155 code for a protein of 384 amino acids. The transcript has 5 exons.